Molecule: messenger RNA, 2046 nt
Organism: Strigops habroptila (Kakapo)
Lineage: Eukaryota; Metazoa; Chordata; Aves; Psittaciformes; Psittacidae
Gene: GINS4
Product: GINS complex subunit 4
Exons: 8
Coding region: 66-737 (223 amino acids)
Biological process (GO): double-strand break repair via break-induced replication; DNA-templated DNA replication
Cellular component (GO): GINS complex
Source: RefSeq, a predicted model, not a curated record
GGGGCCGCGCCUGCGCGGGGCGGGACGAAGGCGGGGCGCCGCGAGUGGCGGGAGGCAGCGGCGCGAUGGCGGCGGCUGAGGGGCCGGAGCGGGACUCGGACGGGGACGGCGGCGAGGAGCUGGAGCUCACCCCGGCGCAGCUCAUCCGCAGCCUGGAGCAGGCCUGGCUGAAUGAGAAGUUCGCUCCGGAGCUGCUGGAGAGCAAACCCGAGAUCAUCGAGUGCGUUGUGGAGCAGCUGGACCAUAUGGAGGCAAACCUGAAACGGGCAAAGGGAGGAGACUUGAAGGUCAGCGUUCAUCGCAUGGAGAUUGAAAGGAUCCGCUACGUGCUCAGCAGCUACUUGCGAUGCAGGCUGGUGAAGAUAGAGAAGUUUUUCCCCCAUGUCCUGGAGAAGGAGAAGUCUCGAGCCGAAGGGGAGCCUUCCAUUCUAUCCCCAGAGGAGUUUGCUUUUGCUAAAGAGUACAUGGCAAACACAGAGACCUAUCUGAAAAACGUGGGCCUGAAACACAUGCCACCCAACCUGCAGAAGGUGUCUCUCCUAAAAUCAGUUCCAAAGCCCAACCUGGACUCCUUCGUGUUCCUGCGGGUGCUGGAGCGGCAGGAGAACAUCCUGGUCGAGCCAGAGAUUGAUGAGCAGAGGGAAUACACCAUCGACCUGGAGGAGGGCUCACAGCAUCUCAUCCGCUACAAGGUCAUUGCCCCACUGGUGGCCUCGGGAGCGGUGCAGCUCAUCUGAGGGCCGAGGGCUCCUGCCCCCGGUGAGCGCCCGCAGCCAUGCCGGUGGACCUGGCCGUGCGGCUCUGCCUGGGCCACUCGCCCCCCAUCCGCAAGCUGCUGAACUCCUACGAGGAGCUGCGGGGCAGCCGCGGGCGCAAACCCCUCCGGUCCUGCCUCAACCCGAAGCUGAGCGCGGAACCCGAGCCCGAGCGGAGGGAGAAGAGCGGGAACUCCAAGGGCCAGAAGAAGAAGAGGGUCGUGUUUGCUGACACAAAGGGGCUCUCGCUGACGGCUGUGCGCUUCUUCUCAAAGAUCGAGGAGGACCUGUGUGACUUGCAGCAUGCCCUGUCUGACCUCGCCUGCUUCCGACCUUGGCUGCGGGACUCGCACCCAGAAGCGUGCAGGUACGUGCUGGACUUCCCACAGCCCUCUGCAGACUACCUGGCCUUCCGCAGCCGCCUGCACAGCAACCUCGUCUGCCUGGAGAACUGCCUGAUCCAGGACCGUGCCCUGUCGGGGACAGUGAAGGUCAGAAACAUUGAGUACGAGAAGAAGGUCAUGGUCCGCAUCACCUUUGAUGGCUGGAAGAGCUUUCGGGACGUCUCCUGCCAGUACAUCCAUAGCACGUAUGGCUCAGCCGACACAGACAUCUUCUCCUUUGAGCUUGCCCUACCCAAGCCGUCUGUCUCCCGCAGGGCUGCAGAGUUCUGCAUCUCCUUCCAGUGUGGACAGAAGACCCACUGGGACAACAACCACGGGAGGAACUACAAGAUCUGCCACACGGGGAUGAUCCGGUCGCCCUCCCGUGCUGUCAAGAGCGCGGGCUGGGAGCCCCUGGGUGCCCCUGGGGCGGCUGCCCUGGUCCUGUCCCACCUGCAGAGCUGGCGGCGAGCGGAGGCCCAGGCUCCCUACUGGUAGGAGAGCAGAGGGUGCAGGUCCCUUCUGCCUCUGAUGGUGGCACGGGGGUCUCUGGGGAGGGGGCAGCCGCCCAAGAUGCAGCUCAUGGUUGUCUCCUCCGGGUGUCUGACCGGGCAGCUGCUGGUCUCCACGGGAGCUUCUUCCCUGCUGGCUCCUGCCCCAGAGCCUGGAGCUGCUGCCCUCUGUGACUCCUGCCCGCCGGCUCUCAAGGCCAGGGGAGCGACGAGGAACGGCCGUGACCCGAGGCUGAGCCCCUGCUGCCGCCCAAGUGCCUUGUGCGGAGCCGCUGUGGCGGCGGCAGCGGGACCACUGCCCUGCGGGGCUCCGUGCGGGCAGGCCCGGAGCUGCGGGGAGCGCCUCCGGUUGUUGGUGCUGUAACGGGGAGUUAAUAAAGUGACGGCGCUUCGCGA